Sebastes umbrosus (honeycomb rockfish) is the source of this 1772-nucleotide messenger RNA. Its product is annotated as NEDD8-activating enzyme E1 catalytic subunit-like. Gene Ontology annotation, cellular component: nucleus; cytoplasm. The coding region runs from base 62 to 1450 and encodes 462 amino acids. Gene Ontology annotation, biological process: protein neddylation. The transcript has 18 exons. Gene Ontology annotation, molecular function: NEDD8 activating enzyme activity. The record is from RefSeq and is a predicted model, not a curated record. Lineage: Eukaryota; Metazoa; Chordata; Actinopteri; Perciformes; Sebastidae.
UGCGCAGCUUCGACUCUCAGAAACACAGCAGACACAAUCGGGGACAUGGGACCGUGAAAGUAUGGCGGAUGCCGAGGAGCCGGAGAAGAAAAGAAGGCGAAUAGAGGACGUGACUGAGAAAAUGGCUGUAGAUGGUGUACACAGGGAUGAUGGUUGCGACUGGGAUGGCCGGUGGAAUCAUGUGAGGAAGUUUUUGGAGAGACCUGGCCCGUUCACCCAUCCGGACUUUGAGCCAAGCACUGAGUCUCUACAGUUCUUGCUGGAGACAUGCAAGAUUCUGGUCAUUGGAGCCGGAGGGCUCGGAUGUGAACUCCUCAAAAAUCUGGCCCUGUCUGGGUUUCGACUUAUUCAUGUGGUUGACAUGGACACAAUUGAUGUUUCCAACCUCAACAGGCAGUUUCUUUUCAGGCCUAAAGAUGUUGGACGACCAAAGGCAGAAGUGGCUGCUGACUUCAUCAACAGUCGUAUCCCUGGAUGUAAAGUUGUCCCUCACUUUAAAAAGAUCCAAGACUUUGAUGACUCUUUCUACAGGCAGUUCCACAUCAUUGUAUGUGGACUGGACUCCAUCAUUGCCAGACGCUGGAUGAACGGGAUGUUGAUAUCCCUCCUGAGCUAUGACGACGGAGUCCUGGACCCCAGCUCCAUCAUCCCUCUCAUUGAUGGAGGAACGGAGGGCUUUAAAGGAAACGCUCGCGUCAUUCUGCCCGGCAUGACUGCAUGCAUCGACUGCACAUUGGAGCUCUACCCGCCACAGAUUAAUUUCCCCAUGUGCACCAUUGCGUCAAUGCCUAGGCUACCAGAACAUUGCAUUGAAUAUGCCAGAAUCUUACAGUGGCCCAAAGAAAAGCCAUUUGGAGAUACCAGCUUAGACGGAGACAGUCCAGAGCACAUCCAGUGGGUGUUUGAAAGAGCCCAAGAAAGAGCUGCAGAGUUUAACAUUACAGGAGUGACAUACAGACUCACUCAAGGAGUUGUGAAGAGGAUCAUUCCCGCUGUGGCAUCAACUAAUGCUGUUAUUGCUGCUGCCUGUGCCACUGAAGUUUUUAAAAUUGCUACGAGCGCGUAUAUUCCUUUAAAUAAUUACCUGGUCUUCAAUGACGUGGAUGGACUGUACACCUACACUUUUGAAGCUGAACGAAAGGAAAAUUGUUCGGCCUGCAGCCAGGUACCUCAGGAUCUCCAGUUUCCUCCUUCUGCCAAAUUACAGGAGGUUUUAGAGUACCUUACAGAGAACGCCUCUCUACAAAUGAAAUCCCCGGCUAUCACCACAACUCUGGAAGGGAAGAAUAAGACGCUGUAUUUGCAGUCUGUUAAGUCCAUUGAGGAACGAACAAGGCCAAACCUCUGCAAGACUUUGAAAGAGCUGGGCUUGUCGGAUGGACAGGAACUAGCCGUAGCCGACGUCACCACGCCCCAGACGGUUCUCUUCAAGCUCAAUUUCACCAACUGAACAUUCAUUACAGCACUGACGUCAGAUCGACCGCAUCUGAAUGCAAACUGGGUCUUGCAUCUUCACUCUGUGAUGUUGCAGUAGCAUAUUUGACAUGAUAAUGUAAAUAAGACGAGUGAGGUCUCGCUUGUGGGAUUGGAUCGGUUGUCAUACGAACAUGGAAUCAUUUAACGGAAUUGUUUUCUAUUAGUACAAUAAGUUUACUUCUUGAUGUACUUGUCCUGUUUUUGACUGCUAUUGUAGUGAUUUCCCUGUCAAUCAUAUGAGAAUAAUGAUGUGCACUAUUCUCUAAUAAAGUUUUAUUAUUAUGGUUGUAGAGGAA